CUACUCAUCCUUCCUACUCACAUACACAACAACUCACAAUAAUGGGCGGUGGUGAAAAGAAGCGCAUGCCGAGGGUGUACCUCAUCCGCCACGGCGAGACCGAGUGGUCCAUCAACGGCCGCCACACCGGCGUGUCCGACAUCCCGCUGACGGCCAACGGCGAGCGCGUCAUCCAGGAGGCCGGCCCGCGCAUCGUCGGCGAGGGCGACGACAAGCUCAUUCACCCCAAGUACCUGCGCCACAUCUUCGUGUCGCCCCGCAAGCGUGCCCGCCGCACCUUUGAGCUCAUGUUCGGCGACAACCUCCCCGAGGCGUGUGCCGUCGAGACUGUGCCCGAGGUCGCCGAGUGGGACUACGGCAAGUACGAGGGCUGGUUGACCAAGGACAUCCGCAAGGACCACCCCGGAUGGGAGAUCUGGAAGGACGGCUGCCUGCCAGGCGACACGCCGGGCGAGACACCCGAGCAGAUGACGGCGCGCGUCGACGGUGUCAUCGCGCGCAUCCGCAAGAUCCACGCCGAGGCCAAGAACACCUCGCCCAACCCCGACAGCGUGGAGAACGGCGACGUGAUCAUCUUCUCCCACGGCCACUUUACCCGUGCCUUUAUUGCGCGCUGGUGCAACUUCCCCAUUGCGGCCGGGUACCACUUUUCGGCGGAUCCUGGAGGUCUCGCGGUGCUCGGUUACCAGCACUUCAACCUCAACGAGCCUUCGCUCCUUGGUCUCAACUGGUACACCGAGGAGCAGCUCAAGGCUCGAUAAGCCGGCGGCCCGGCCGGACGGCGGCCGAGCGCGCCUUGCAAAGUAGACGCACGCUCUCCCUUAUACACCAAUGCAGGUAUUGCAGAUACA
This is a messenger RNA of Vanrija pseudolonga, 851 nucleotides long. RefSeq names its product Sedoheptulose 1,7-bisphosphatase (gene SHB17). The transcript is spliced from 8 exons. NCBI's taxonomy places the organism in Eukaryota, Fungi, Basidiomycota, Tremellomycetes, Trichosporonales, Trichosporonaceae. Gene Ontology annotation, molecular function: sedoheptulose-bisphosphatase activity. The record is from RefSeq and is a predicted model, not a curated record. The coding region runs from base 42 to 761 and encodes 239 amino acids. Gene Ontology annotation, biological process: ribose phosphate biosynthetic process.